AUGCCCAGAGUCUCGAGCCCCUGCUCCGCGGCUGAUGUGCAGUGCACGAAUGACAAAGUCAUGCAAGGAGCUGUGACAACAACACGUCGCACGAUGAAGAUCGCAGGCCUUGCACUUUUUGCCGUGGUUUUUACCUUUGCUUUCUUCGGCUGGCCCACAAAUUUGCUCGAAGAUGCCGCGACGCACCGGGCGGUUCUGGCUGCGCUGUUCAUCACCGGCAUCACGUUGGUCGCACUGGAAGAUGUGCUCCGACUUGACAAGUCUGCCAUCAUGCUCGUCCUGGCAUCCGUGAUGUGGACGUACCAUGCAGCGGGCAUCCACGCCAGAACUGUGGAAGGGCACCAUCUUCUUGAGGAGGAGCUGAUGAAGGGCCUCUUCGAGGUGGGGAGUGUCAUCCUGUUCCUGCUGCCCGCCAUGUGUGUGGUCGAGUCUAUUGACCACAUGAAUGGUUUUGCCGUCGUCACUGCUUUCAUCGUGCGCCACACGCAGGGCAAGCCCGGGCGGCUAAUGCCCAUCGUUUGUGUCAUCGCUUUCUUCUUGAGCGCGGUGAUUGACAACCUGACUGCCACCAUUGUGUGCAUCAAAAUCCUGCAGCGAGUGGUCCCUCACAGCCAGGACUGGCGACACAGCUGCGGCGGGGUCGUCGUUGUGGCAGCAAAUGCUGGAGGCGCCUGGAGUCCGAUCGGCGACGUGACCACCACUAUGCUGUGGAUUCAGCACAAGGUCUCUACCGGGGGGAUCGUCACUUGGACGUUUUUGCCCUCAUUGGUCGCUGGCUUCAUCCCCUUGUUCGGCAUCUGGUGGCAAGCUCGACGAUGUGGGCCGAAGCUUCAGGAAGCUUCAACGCAGUGUGAAACAGUGGUCCCGAGCCGAAACAGCAUCGUCGUUCUAGUCAUUGGCUUCGGCUGCAUCCUCAUGGUACCGGUGGUUAAGAUGGUCACGGGCCUGCCACCCUACUUGGGCAUGAUGAUGGCCUUGGGCUCCUUCUGGCUCGUGACGGAGAUCUGCGACUUGGGUGCGGAGGUGGCGGCGCAGGACGAGGAGGCCCCUGAGGACAAGGAGGGCCCGGCACACCACUCCCGAAAGGGAGUGCCGGCGGCGCUGCAUAAGGUGGACAUUAGCAGUUUGCUCUUCUUCACCGGCGUGCUUCUUGGCGUUGCCGUCUUGGAGGCCGCCGAAGUCCUGAGCCGCUACUCCACCUUCAUGCGUCAGGUCACUCUGGACAAUGAGCUGCUCCUCUCAGGGCUCCUGGGCGUCUCCUCCGCCGUCGUGGACAACGUCCCACUGGUCCAGGCAUCCAUUGAAAUGUUUGAGGAGCCAGUGGACCAUCCUUUGUGGCAGCUUGUCGCUUUGGGUGCUGGCACCGGUGGCUCCAUGCUUGCUGUCGGAAGUGUGGCAGGCGUGACGCUCAUGGGCUUGGAGGGGGUCGGCUUCCUUUGGUACGCCAAGCGCAUUUCCCCUUGGGCCGCCUUGGGCUUCGCACUCGGCCUUGCGACUUUUGCUGCGCAGCAAGAACUCCGUGCCCUUGCAUAG
Symbiodinium sp. CCMP2592 is the source of this 1533-nucleotide messenger RNA. Lineage: Eukaryota; Dinophyceae; Suessiales; Symbiodiniaceae. The record is from the annotation of a GenBank genome assembly.